AGUAGUUCCAGUCUACGUGUAACUUCGGAUCGGGGAAAAGUAAGUGGUAACACUGGGGAUCGGGCUCGGCGGAGCGCCGUCAAACGGCGCAGUUGAGGCAUCGUUGUCCCUGGAUUAUCAUUAUGUAAGGUAGCCAACUCGGAAAAGCCUGCGGUGAGAUUUAUUACGGGGUCUACGCGGGAUAUCAGGAGCAGGUAAAAGCUUUGGGGGAAACUUUUUGUUUAUUUAAUCUCCAAAUGUUCUCAAUCCGAUGAUCGCUUCGUUUGUAAGGCGCUCUUUUCCGCGGGGCUUAACUUUGGAGCUGUAAUCUGAUCGAGACCUAAACUUGUGUUCAGGCGAUGCCACGCAGGCAGGAGGGAGCAGGGGGCGCGAGCAGUCGUGCAUGGCGCGGGGCAGAGGCAUGCAGCACCUCCAGUGCGUCUGCACAUUCCGCGCGGUUUCUCAAGCUUUAAACAGGUGGUCAAGCGGGAGGACAUGAUGAAGUUCAGGAAGUAUUUCCGAGGCAGCGGACGGGUGCUCGCCUUCGUGUUCGCGGCGUCCGUCAUAUGGCUGCUGCUUGACAUGGCAGCGCUGAGGGUCUCGAUCGACGACGUGAACAGCCGCCUGCUGAAGGAGCGCAUCGGGAGAGAUAGAGAGACUGUCAGGCACAAGGCCACGAAACGCACAGAUGUGGCCAAAAAUGCGGCUCUUUUCAGGGACCCGCAAAAGCGAGUAGAUUUUGAUCUAGAUACUGAAGUCAGGUUUUCGAACAGAGCGGGGAAGAAAGCAGCCGACGUGUAUAGAAAGCGAAAUAAUGCAACCCCAGCUAUUAAAGAUGACAGUAAUGCAGAUAAGGCAAAGUUAGUGGAUGGAAAAGUGGUGGAUGUGAAUCAUGAAGGAGAAAAUUUUAAUAAGUUGCCGGAGGUAGACAUGGGUGUAAAUAGAGACUUCGGUGUGCAUAUGAACUUCUCCAAAUCCGGGAAGGUGGAUAAAGAUGAACGCACGGCCGCCCACGUUAUGCGAAAAGUGACAACUUCGAAAGUUGAGGAAAGAAGAAGAAACUUUGUCGCCGGGAAAGGUCCGAGCGACUCGCCAAAGUUAACUGACGCGCCACCUGGGAGGCAGGAGGAUAAACUGCAUCCGGAACACAAAGGGGAAAAUAAACUGGAUGAACCUGUUGAUGAUCCUAGACUGCUGGCAAAGGAAAACAUUUCCGGUAAAGUCCCAAAGAAAAUCGGUUCUGCUUCCCAAGAUAAAAUUUCUCCCAGAGAGAAGAUGCCAAAGGGACAGACUGUAAAGACAGACAAAACAGAUUUCGAUAUAAAAGAUAAGGCGAUCCAUAUCAAUGGCAAAGUGAACAGUGCACUAAAUCAGAGUGGCCCUGAUACUGUGAGUCACGUGACCCUGGCAACUCCCAAGCUCGGAAAAGGGACCAGUUUGACAGUGGGGCACAAGUCAAGUGUCCACAGAGUGAUGUCAUUGGACGUCACUCAGUACCCAAGGGACUUUAGUGCUGUUGGACAAUUUGGACAGCCUGCUGUUGUGCCCAAGGAGAAGGAGCUGGAAUCGAGGAAUCGCUGGGACGAGGGUCACUUCAACGUGUACCUGAGCGAGCAGAUUCCCGUGGACAGGGCGAUCCCAGACACCAGGCCGGACGCAUGUUCUGGGAAGUUGGUGCACGAUGAUCUGCCAACCACCAGCGUGAUCUUCUGCUUUGUGGACGAGGUGUGGUCCACCCUCUUGAGGUCGGUCCACAGCGUGCUCAACCGGUCACCACCACAGUUGCUCAAGGAGAUCAUCCUCGUGGAUGACUUCAGCUCCAAAGACUACCUCAAAGAACCGCUGGAAAAAUACAUGUCUAGGUUUCCGAAAGUGCGGAUUGUCCGUCUGAAGGAGCGGCAGGGCCUGAUCCGGGCCCGACUCGCAGGGGCUGCUGUUGCUACCGGUGAAGUGCUGACCUUCCUCGACUCGCAUGUCGAGUGCAACAUCGGCUGGCUGGAGCCUCUCCUACAGAGGGUGCACAUGGAUAGGAAGAAAGUUGUGUGUCCUGUAAUCGAAGUUAUAAGCGACAAGGACAUGAGCUACAUGUUAGUUGAUAACUUCCAAAGAGGCGUAUUCAAGUGGCCCUUGGUUUUCGGAUGGAACACGCUGACGGAAGAAGUCAUCAGGAAGGAUCAAGUGCAGGAUUCAGAUCCGAUCAGAUGUCCAGUCAUGGCGGGAGGCCUGUUCUCAAUCGACAGGAAGUAUUUUUAUGAACUGGGAACCUACGACCCUGGACUCGAUGUGUGGGGUGGCGAAAACAUGGAAAUCUCUUUUAAGAUCUGGAUGUGUGGCGGCGAGAUCGAGAUCAUCCCUUGUUCUCGGGUCGGCCACAUCUUCCGUAGCGAGAACCCUUACAAGUUCCCCAAGGACAGGCAGAAGACGGUGGAACGUAACCUGGCUCGGGUGGCUGAGGUCUGGCUCGACGAGUACAAGGACCUCUUCUACGGCCAUGGCUACCUCCACCUCCUGGACAGGAGCACCACUGACAUCGGUGACCUCACGGAGCAGAAGGCCCUCCGGAAGAAGCUCGGCUGCAAGAGCUUUAGGUGGUACCUGGAGAAGGUCUACCCAGAGCUGGAUGCUCCGAUCGUCAGGGCCCAGGGGCUGAUCUUCAAUGUCGGAACGAGAAAGUGCAUCACCCAAAAGGACGGUUCGCUAACGUUUGAGACCUGUGAUCUGAGCAAGCAGAGCCAACAGUUCAACCACACCUGGAUGAGGCAUAUUCAGCAGAAGGGCUCCUGCCUGGAGCCCCAGGCCCCGGUUCGGGGUGUGCGUCUGGGCCACUGUGACAGCAGCAAGCCUAACUUGCGCUGGAUGCACAAGUCAGUCAUCCCGAAUUCAGCCAUGAAAGAGCAUGUGGUGGUGGAGCUCAGGCCUGGGCCCCUUUGCCUGGAGGCCGAUACUCAGCACAUGGGGGUACGGCUCAGCGAGUGCAAUUCUGCAAGCCCGUUACAGAAGUGGCAGUUUACACACUACUAUACACAGUGACUGACAUCCAGGAGGCGGGCACUAUGUCCUGAGACUCCGCCCCUGCGACAGGAUUGGUUACCGUGCUUUGGAAACACUCCAGCCUCUCUCAUUCUUAUUCUUCGUAAUCCACAUAAAGAGUAGACUUUGAGUUUGUGACAAACUAUAUUGCAAAUUUGAGAUGGUGGCAAUUUAAACUUUCAACAUAAUAAAUAAGUCAGUAACAGAAAAAGGAACCUUUUUCCCAAAAUUUGUAAGCCUUUACACAUUGGAAUUUUAGUUGAAUAUGUCACAUUAUAUUUUUAAAUAUAGAAAUAUGUGUGUGUAUAUUUAAGUGUGAAAAUGUAAUGUAGACACUAAAGUAUUUCAGACGUACAACAAAAAGUUCUUUCAGUUCAUUAUUACCUCUAAAUCACUACAUGGCUUCUUUGAUUAUAAUUUGUAAAGUAAGAUGAAAUAAACGUCAAGACAGAUCUUGGGCGGGUACCAAAUACACCAUGGAAAUUGACUUUUGUCAAAGUUGUAAAUAUAUUUUUCCAGUGCAACACUAUAGGAUGUGCAUUUUUAUACUUGGUGCAUUGUAAAUACUGUGAAUUUACAGGAAUUUGAAAAUCAGAUUAAAAGAAACGUAUGACAAUCAGGCUUAUCUAAGUGAGGGAAGUGGAUCAAUGACCAAUAGAACCAAUGUGAUAUUUAAUAACUCUUGGUUUUGUCAUUUGACAGGUGCUGUUAAUAAGAGCAAGGAACUUGUUCUUUUUUUUUGUAAAUGUUACUAUACGUUAUCAAAGGUGUAAACAGGUCUAAUUUACCACUAGAGGGCAAUGUUUCAUAUUGUGAAGGGGAAAGUAUGUUUUCGGUUGUAAUCCUAAAAGCUUCAUUAAAAUGUUUCUGUUAA
Messenger RNA from Paramormyrops kingsleyae, 3883 nucleotides. RefSeq names its product polypeptide N-acetylgalactosaminyltransferase 5. Gene Ontology annotation, biological process: protein O-linked glycosylation. The record is from RefSeq and is a predicted model, not a curated record. Gene Ontology annotation, cellular component: Golgi apparatus. NCBI's taxonomy places the organism in Eukaryota, Metazoa, Chordata, Actinopteri, Osteoglossiformes, Mormyridae. Gene Ontology annotation, molecular function: polypeptide N-acetylgalactosaminyltransferase activity.